Brassica oleracea var. oleracea is the source of this 1470-nucleotide messenger RNA. RefSeq names its product mitochondrial carnitine/acylcarnitine carrier-like protein. Bases 490 to 1392 code for a protein of 300 amino acids. Gene Ontology annotation, molecular function: L-ornithine transmembrane transporter activity. The transcript has 3 exons. Lineage: Eukaryota; Viridiplantae; Streptophyta; Magnoliopsida; Brassicales; Brassicaceae. The record is from RefSeq and is a predicted model, not a curated record. Gene Ontology annotation, biological process: mitochondrial L-ornithine transmembrane transport.
GACAGAUAAAGGAAUUAAAGCUCAUCUAACACUUUCGCAACCAACUUGGAAAAAAAAAAAAAUUUAAAAUCGAAUCCCAAUAAUGUCUCUACAAAGCGCCUUCGACCAUCCUUUAUAGCGUAGAAAACAGUUGGAGUGAUUAGAACUUUUAUGUCCACUUGAAAGUAGUUAGAUUUUAUCGGAUCCCUUGUUUGUGUCUCUGAAUCUAUUCGCUUUAUUAGGUCCAUUUGAUAUCGAUUGCAUUCUCUUUAUUAGGUAACUGGUAAGAGAGAAUAUAUCUAAUAACUCUCGAUCUAAUUUCACCUCAUUGCCUUCUCAAUAUUCCAAAUUGACUGUAAUUGGAUUGCAUUUGAGUUGUAAGGAUUUAACCUCCUUUUAGAAUCUGAGUAUCAUAAGAUUCCAACUUUUUCGGAAAACUAAAAUCCUAUUUUCUGACAGGAACUGUUAGAUGUUCUGUCUACACCAAACUUAGUCAAACUUGUUUCAGAGAUGGCGGAUGCGGCUAAAGAUUUAGCUUCAGGGACUGUUGGAGGAGCAGCUCAGAUAAUCGUAGGUCAUCCAUUUGACACAAUCAAGGUCAAACUCCAGAGCCAACCGGCUCCAACACCUGGUCGACCACCACGGUACGCCGGUGCCUUCGAUGCGGUUAGACAGACCGUUGCUGCUGAAGGACCUAAAGGUUUAUACAAAGGUAUGGGAGCUCCGCUUGCAACCGUUGCUGCCUUAAAUGCAGUUUUGUUCACCGUGAGAGGUCAAAUGGAAGGGCUGCUAAGGUCCGAUCUUGGAGUUCCAUUGACCAUUAGUCAACAGUUUGUGUGCGGCUCAGGCGCUGGUUUUGCUGUCUCGUUCCUUGCUUGUCCUACAGAGCUGGUCAAAUGCAGGUUGCAAGCACAUGGUGCACUAGCCUGCGCCUCUACCACAAGCUCAGUCGUUGCAGCCGUGAAAUACGGUGGACCAAUGGACGUAGCCCGUCAUGUGCUACGAUCAGAAGGCGGAGCACGAGGGUUAUUCAAAGGUUUAUUCCCAACAUUUGCCCGAGAAAUCCCCGGAAACGCAACAAUGUUUGCCACCUACGAAGCGUUCAAGCGCUUCUUAGCCGGUGGUUCUGACACUUCAAGCUUAGGACAAGGAUCAUUGAUCAUGGCUGGUGGAGUUGCUGGUGCAUCCUUUUGGGGAAUUGUUUACCCGGCCGAUGUUGUGAAGAGUGUUCUUCAAGUAGAUGAUUAUAAGAACCCUAAGUACAGGGGUUCAAUGGAUGCUUUUAGGAAAAUUUUGAAAGCUGAAGGAGUUAAAGGUUUGUAUAAAGGGUUUGGUCCUGCCAUGGGUAGGAGUGUUUUUGCUAAUGCUGCUUGCUUCUUGGCAUAUGAGAAGACAAGGUCAAGCUUGGGGUAAAUCAGUUUGGUUUGGUUUUAACUUUUGGUUCGAUUUGUUGAAUGUUCCCAUUUAUUAAUCUUCUAAAUUUUUAGCAAA